Messenger RNA from Aspergillus affinis, 933 nucleotides. RefSeq names its product dTDP-4-dehydrorhamnose reductase family protein. The record is from RefSeq and is a predicted model, not a curated record. NCBI's taxonomy places the organism in Eukaryota, Fungi, Ascomycota, Eurotiomycetes, Eurotiales, Aspergillaceae. Gene Ontology annotation, molecular function: methionine adenosyltransferase regulator activity. Gene Ontology annotation, cellular component: methionine adenosyltransferase complex. The transcript is spliced from 3 exons. Gene Ontology annotation, biological process: S-adenosylmethionine biosynthetic process. The coding region runs from base 1 to 933 and encodes 310 amino acids.
AUGACCUCCUUCGACACCACAUCCACCAUCAUGUCGACCAAUGUUCUCGUUACUGGUGCCACCGGCCUGCUGGGCCGUCAGAUCUUCAACACCUUCAAGCACUCCGGCUGCUUGGUCGUCGGACAGGGUUUCUCGCGAGCUGCCCCGCCGACGAUAUUGAAGGCCGAUCUGGAGAACAAGGACGAUAUUAAGAGAUUACCGCAGGUUGUGAUCCAUUGCGCCGCCAACCGGUCCCCCGAUCUCUGCGAGAAAGAUCCCGAGAAGGCCCGUCGCGUUAACGUCGAAGCCACCCGGACGCUGGCCGAAGCGACCGCCGCCAGCGGCGCCCUGCUCAUCUACAUUUCCACCGACUACGUGUUCCCGGGCAAGGAAGGCGAAGCGCCGUACGACGCCGAUGCCGCGACCAACCCGCCGAACCUGUACGGGGAGCUGAAGCGCGACGGCGAGCGGGCGGUGCUGGAAGCCACAAAGGAGAGUUCGCUGGGAAUCGUGCUGCGGGUGCCGGUGCUCUACGGCACGGCCAAGGACAACGGCGAGAGCGCGGUCAACACGCUCGUCGACGCCGUGUGGAAGUCGCAGGACGAGAAUGCCAACGUCGCCAUGGACGACUGGGCGCUGCGGUAUCCGACCAACACCGAGGACGUGGCGCGGGUGUGUCGCGACGUCGUGAUCAAGUGCAUCAAGGAGCGGGUGCAGAAGCGAACCCUGCCCACCGUCCUGCAGUUCUCGUCGGAGGAUCGCAUGACCAAGUACGAGAUCUGCGAGAAGCUGGCGGAGGUGCUGGGAUUGUCGCUGGUGGGGAUGAAGCGGAACAAGCAGGGCAAUGACCCGAAUGCAAGUGUGCAGCGGCCCUACGAUACGCACCUGUCGACCAAGUCCUUGCAGGAUCUUGGCAUCGAUGUGAGCACGGUGGAUUUUGUGGCGUGGUGGUAA